Molecule: messenger RNA, 540 nt
Organism: Phytophthora infestans T30-4
Lineage: Eukaryota; Oomycota; Peronosporomycetes; Peronosporales; Peronosporaceae
Exons: 3
Coding region: 1-540 (179 amino acids)
Source: RefSeq, a predicted model, not a curated record
AUGCCGCCCCCAUCGUCAUUCAGAAGGCUAAACGCGAAUCGCAGCCACCACACUCACACGAGUGUACCCAUCGUCCCUGGGUUUGGUCAGGAUUCUGUCCACACACAUAAGAUGAUAAGAAGACGCUUUUCGGGGAACGAUCAAGAGCUUCAAAGCAGCGGUGCUCUCUGCUCGCCUGGUAAACACCACGCUUCAGGUGGUCGUCAGGCUGCCAAUGUUCAGAAAGCCUGGCGACUUUACCCUGCAUAUGUCGCCGAGCGUAGCAGCAUGAUCAGGGCCGGCCAUUGCAUGCGUUGUGUGUCGGUAGGAUCCGACGUGCAAGAGAAGCGAUUUGAACCAUAUGUUCAGCUUACCAUGUGCCCCGCGACAGAUGGCGAAAUGUUCUGGUUCCUUCUUGCCAUUUUCAACCAGUUGCGGCGCAACCCUUUCAAUUCGCUUUGCAGUCGCCACUUCUUGACGCUGUCAGAACAAGAGCGCACUCAGUCUGAAGCAGAGCCUUCCUUCACCCCAGCAAGCUCUUCAUCGCCGCGGAAACACUGA